AUGUCAAGCGAAAUAUUAAAUUUUACAGAACCUGCAACAGUUGACGAAUCGAUAGAAAAAUAUGAGUGUCACGAGUAUGAGCCUGUAUCUCGUACGAAUUUAAACUCAGCUGGUGAAAUACGUAUCAACAUUGAGUUGCAAGACCUCUUUACUCAUCCUGCGGAAUCAUACUUACAAUUUGAAGGUCGACUGACUAAAGCCGACGGGACUGCAUACGCAAACAACGCAGACGCAGUAGUGAUAACACACAACGGACUUAUGCAUUUGUUUUCACAAAUAACGUAUUCGCUUUCAAACCAAGAAGUAGAAUCCUUGUAUCAUCCGGGACAGGCCACAACCAUGAUUGGAUUGCUCAAGUAUCCUGAUGAGUUUUGUAAAGCACAAGGACUCAAUCAGCUUUGGGUUAAAGAUAGCACUGCAACAGCUGUUAUUGCAGACAACAUAGGAUUUGCUGCUCGGCAAUUACACCUAAUUCGAAAGCCAACCGCUAAGGGAACAUUCUCAUUCAUUGUCCCACUGAAACACAUUUUUGGAUUUUGUGAUGACUAUGACAAGAUUGUGUAUGGCUUUAAACAUACGCUAACCCUCGUUAGAAAAUCAGACGAUGACGCAAUCUUUAGAGCAAAUGCAGCGGGUGCUGGUAAAGUAAACAUUGACAGAAUUUCAUGGUUUAUGCCUCAUAUCAUACCUGCAGAUAUGGAGCGAAUGCAGCUGUACAAAACAAUUGAGGCGAAGGCAACAUUACCCGUUAGUUUCAGAGCGAGACAAUGCGACACUAUUACAGUGCCACAGUCUACUACGUUCAGCUGGAGACUAAGUGUUAAGACAUCACCCGAAAAACCGAGGUACAUUUUAGUAGGAUUUCAAACUGAUCGUGCUGGUAAUCAAGAAGAAAAUCCAUCACUUUUUGAUCAUUGCGAUCUCAAAAACAUGUACAUUAUGAUGAAUCAAGAGCGUUAUCCAGCUGUAGAUUACAACUUGUCAUUCCCAAAUCAACAGUUUGCGAGAGCGUAUUAUGAAGCGUCUAGAUUUGGUGAAAAGUUUUAUGGGAUGGAUCCGUUGAUUACGCAGUGUAACAUUACACCUGUGGAUUUCAAAGAUCUGUAUCCAAUUAUGGUGUUUGAUGUUAGUAAACAAAGCGAAAGGCUAAAGUCGGGAGUUGUAGACAUUCAAAUAAAAGCAAUAUUCAAUAAUCCUGUGCCAGCAGAGACGGAAGCGUUCGCAGUUGUGAUUUCAGAUAAAAUGUUAAACUUUCACUCUGACGGAACUAAAAUGACUGUAGUGUAUUAA
Molecule: messenger RNA, 1290 nt
Organism: Dreissena polymorpha
Lineage: Eukaryota; Metazoa; Mollusca; Bivalvia; Myida; Dreissenidae
Exons: 1
Coding region: 1-1290 (429 amino acids)
Source: RefSeq, a predicted model, not a curated record